Messenger RNA from Acanthoscelides obtectus, 2126 nucleotides. Lineage: Eukaryota; Metazoa; Arthropoda; Insecta; Coleoptera; Chrysomelidae. The record is from the annotation of a GenBank genome assembly.
GUUGAAUUACACUGAGUUAGUAUUCUUUCAGUGUAUAUUUUGUGCUAGACAUUAUCCAGCUGACUUUGGCAUCGUUGUCAUUGGACUGCGAUGUCGCGUCGCCGGUGUUUUUUGGUUAUGUUUAUUUUUGUUAUAUGUUUGUUUGGAAUGUAGGUGAGAUGUAUGUGAGAAUAAAUAAUAAAGUUUAAAAUGACGCUAUCAACUAAUAGUGAUACUCCUCCGGAGCAAAUUCAUUCAAAAAGUAUUAUUGUCAUUCAUCCUGGAUCGUUAAAUCUGAGAAUAGGUCGUGCAUCAGAUUUGAACCCCUUGACAAUACUUCAUGCUAUAGCGAGACGACGACUGCCCAAUGGUCAUGAAUAUAACGAUCCAUUUUUGCCAGAACGUGUAGAACUGAGUCAAUCGAAUGAAUUUGAAGAGACCAGAUUAGCUGUAUCGCACACCUUGCAAUCGUGCUUACAGAGUGAUGGUCGUAGGAGAUAUGCUACUCCACCCCAGCAAAUCGCGGCAUUCAAUCGCAGAGUCCAGCCAGAACCAUUAGAAGCCAGCGGAGGAGAAUGGAUUAAACCAGAAGGAGAUUUAGUAAUUGGAAACGACAUUCUGCGUUUGGAUCCGUUAGAAAACUUCAACAUCCAUUUUCCUUAUAAACGAGGCGAUUUUAAUAUACACAGCGGUCCUGGGGGAUCUAUGACUGCCGUUUUGGCAGAUCUGGAAUCCAUUUGGACGUACGUUCUCGAAAACAACUUCCAAAUAAGCAAACUCGAUUUGAAAAACUAUAAAGUUGUACUUGUAAUACCAGAUGUGUACAACAGAAUGUACUUAAGGGAAUUAAUGUAUCUGUUGUUAUGCAAAAUGGGAUUUGGCAGUUGUUUUUUGGUUCAGGACCACGUAGCAGCCACAUUCGGAUCCGGGCUGAGCUAUGCUUGUGUGGUAGAUGUUGGUGAUCAGAAGACGUCUGUAUCGUGCGUGGAAGAUGGCAUAUGUCAUCCGAAUACAAGAGUUAGAUUAGAGUAUGGAGGUGGAGACAUAACGCAAAUAUUUUUUUGGCUUCUGCAAAAAUGUGCUUUUCCGUAUAAAGAAUGCGCCGACACGAACAAAUUGGAUACAAUGCUCCUGAGGAAACUGAAAGAAGACUUUUGUCAUGUAAAUCUGGACGUGUGCGGUUCGCAAGAAAAAUCUUUCAUGUUGAAACAACCUGGCAAAGUGCCGAUGCAGUAUACCAUACAAGUGGGGGAUGAAUGUAUCAUUGCACCACUGAGUCUAUUUAAUCCGGAACUGUUUGGAAUUACCGGACCAAAACAACUGCACACCCAAAAGAUAUCCACGGGUGAUCCAGAAGAUCCACACGACGAACUGUACUUGAGAGAUAUCAGAAAGAAAGGAAUGGCGGGAAAAGAAAAUCUCGAGCCAUCGGCAUCAGAUUUACUGAGUGAAGGAUAUCUUGAAAGCCAACAGAACAAUCCGGCAGACGACGAUAUUGUUGUUGAUAACAUGGAACCGAUCCCGUCUGCUUCUGUAAGGGAGUUUGUGACAAAUCCAGGACAGCAAAUAUUUGGUUUGGACCAAGCAGUACUGCAAAGCAUCGACAGAUGUCCAAGUGAGGAUUUGAAAAGAAAAAUGUAUGGAUGUAUCUUAGUUGUGGGUGGUGGCAUGAAGUUCUCCGGAAUAGCCACGUGGCUUCAAAACAGGAUCUCACUGCAGAUACCGUACUUGUACAGAGCAGAGCAAUUGGAUAUUAUAACGAAUCCCAGAGACAUGGACUCCGCAAUGGUGGCGUGGAAGGGCGCCUGCAUUAUGUCCUGCUUAGAGACGGCUCACGAGCUUUGGAUCAACCAAGAUGAAUGGAAAAAGUGCGGUGUCAGGAUUCUUAGAGAGAGGGCUCCAUUUACAUGGUGAACUAGUUGAUUACUAAAAAAGCUUACAAAAUCGUGGUCACCACCAUUUAUUAGUUCAGCCGAAUUUCGUGUAUUCAUAAAAAACAUGUAGUUUUUGUACAAACCAACAUUCCAUUCAGUCCAUAAAAUAAACAGUCGUUCCUCUCGCACUCGUUGUUUCAAUACGUAACGUAAAACUUAAUAGGGAAACCAUGUAUGGAUUUCAAAACCUAAUUCUUAAUCGGCAAAUAAAAC